Helianthus annuus (common sunflower) is the source of this 1299-nucleotide messenger RNA. RefSeq lists its product as uncharacterized. Bases 1 to 1299 code for a protein of 432 amino acids. Lineage: Eukaryota; Viridiplantae; Streptophyta; Magnoliopsida; Asterales; Asteraceae. The transcript has 6 exons. The record is from RefSeq and is a predicted model, not a curated record.
AUGGAUGCUUUUUUCGAGACCGGUAAACUUAGUAAGGGUUGUGGGUCUACUUUUAUUACCCUUAUUCCUAAGAUAAAGGAACCUUUGGUUUUGGGAGACUAUCGUCCGAUUAGCCUCGUCGGAGUUGUUAACAAAGUGGUAUCUAAAGUUCUUGCUAAUAGACUGAAACCGGUCCUUAAUGAGGUGAUCUCCAAUUUUCAAUCGGCCUUUCUCAGGGCUUAUGAUAACGUGAAUUGGGCCUUUGUUAUUGAUAUUCUUCAGCAAAUGGGUUUUGGAGAGAAGUGGUGUAGCUGGAUUUCAGACGAUGCAAUGAUUAUGGGGGUGUGGAACAAGGAAAAAAUUGCCAGUGUUAUUCGGAUUUUGAGAUGUUUUCAUGCUUGUUCUGGGCUCAAAAUUAAUCUCAGUAAGUCGAGUUUGUUUGGCAUCGGUGUUUCAAACGAGGAGGUUGAAGAGAUGGUUAAUUGGAUCGGUUGUAAGACUGGUUCGGCAGCGUUGUUAUCCAUAGGAGGGAGGGUUACGCUAAUUCGGUCAGUUCUCGAGAGUCUGCCUACUUAUUAUAUGUCUCUGUACAAAGUCCCCGUGAAAGUUGUCAAAGACCUGGAAAGCAAGAUCAAAAAGUUUUUAUGGGGCGGCUCGAACAAUGUUAGGAGAACUCAUUGGGUGGCGUGGGACAGGGUGAUGUUACCGAAGAAAGCGGGAGGAUUGGGUCUGUGUAAAUUAAUGAAUGUUAAUGUAGCUUUGCUCAGUAAAUGGGGAUGGAGGUUCAAGAUUGAGUCGAACAAUCUGUGGGUCAAGGUUGUCAGCGCUAUUCACUCGGGUCAGUCAAGAUGGGAGUUUCUUCCUUACAAUAAAGCGGUCAGGGGGGUUUGGCUUAAUAUUUGUAAUUUGUUGAACAGACCGAUUAUCGGUAACAAAGAGGUGGUCAAAAACUCCUCUGUGAGUGAUCGGCUGGCUGGAAACGGUCUGUGGUUGUGGCGUCAUGAUCUGGAUACAGUGGCGGAGGUCCAGGAAUUGGCGGCCCUAAUGGGUUUGGUCUCUUCGGUCGUUCUCAGGUCUGGUAAGGAUGAAUGGAAGUGGACGAAGGAUUCUACUGGUCUCUUCUCGGUCAGGUCGGUGAAGAGGCUGUUGCAUCGUGAUGCCGGUGAUCCGAACUUGUUUGCUUCCGAGCUAUGGAUGAAAGUUAGUAGAUGGUGUCGAAUCCCACCUAUUUUUGCUUUUUCGAUAAAAGAUUUAUUGGAAAUCCAUAAAUUCUACAACAUGGGUCGGUCGGCUUCGUAUAUCUUGCAAGGUAUCAUUUAA